This is a messenger RNA of Aspergillus homomorphus CBS 101889, 1137 nucleotides long. RefSeq lists its product as uncharacterized. The transcript has a single exon. NCBI's taxonomy places the organism in Eukaryota, Fungi, Ascomycota, Eurotiomycetes, Eurotiales, Aspergillaceae. The record is from RefSeq and is a predicted model, not a curated record. Bases 1 to 1137 code for a protein of 378 amino acids.
AUGAGGCGGGGAGGCGCACCUCUCCCCUUCGGCUUUGUGGCCGAUGUCCUCUUCCACAUCAUCAUCAGCGGCGAGGUAAACACCAUCCUCACCCUCUGUCGCCUGAACAAGGCCACAUACGAGACCAUCAAGAUCCUCGAGCCGCAUAUCUGCACCUGGUUCAUGCGAUGCCAUGGGAUCGACGCCUUCGACCCCAUCCUCGCCAUGAGUCCCUGGACCGGGGAGCGAGCCCCGUUGACGAUUCACACGCUGGUCCGCUUUCUCCAUCGCCAUAACAUCGCCAGGGACUUGUCACGACAUCUUGUACCCUCCGUGUGGGGUCCGUUCUGCGACGAAGACCACACGGAGAUGGACUUCGACGCGGAAUUGCGGCUGGCGCAACGGCUGGAACGAGGGCUGCACGUGCUGUUCCACAUGGCUGACAUCGCACGGGAGACGGAGCGGCUCAAGCCGCGCAAGAAGCCCCUGGCUCCGGUGGUUAGCGGGCGGCUCUUCGUGCUGGGCCAGAUGUUGGACGAGUACGACGAGCUGCCGCCGCAACGGCGACAGAUGAUGACAUUUGAAGAGUACACCAACCACGUGUACACAGUCUUGAAAUGGGGCUACACGGAAGCCGACAUCGGCCGCCGCCGACUGGAGUUCCGGGGCUGGUUGGACGAGCAGACCGAGAUCGACUUCCACGCCGCCCUGCGCAUGCUGCGGGAGCUGAUGGAGCGGAUGCUGCUGCGCCACGGGCCGAAGGACUGGCACCGGGACGCCCGGAAUGAGUACAGCGUGAUCUCGUGGUUCAUCCUGAAGCAGCCGCCGCGGUCCCUAGCGAAGCUGUUCCUCAGCCCGCAGAACGAAUGCUGUGACCUGGAUGUGAAGAGUGCUGAUUGCGGAGCUAGGAAGUGUUUUCUCUCGGACCCGUUGGAUAAGUACUGGAGGGCGUGGAAGAACGUCCCCGACCUCGGCUGCCAAGACUGCGACUGCAAGCGGCGCGUCCGCAGCUGGAGUGUCAAGCCUGCCUUGAUUGAUGCCCGAGGACGGGAGUUCAACCGUGGUGCCGAGAGAUACCUAAGGGAGAUGUGGGGCCAGCGACACGUUGGUCUCCAUCGGGCGUUCACGCUGGGAGUCUUCAGUGCCGUGAUAGGGUAG